Arctia plantaginis is the source of this 1143-nucleotide messenger RNA. NCBI's taxonomy places the organism in Eukaryota, Metazoa, Arthropoda, Insecta, Lepidoptera, Erebidae. The record is from the annotation of a GenBank genome assembly.
AUGAAAAAGAUGUUAACGGUUUAUAAAAUUAAGUUUGGUGUUGAAGGGUCUCCUACUAAUAACAAUGUGGAUAUUGCUGCAGUAAAUCUACAAAUUGAUUCACUUACCGUCCAGCCCAUCCUUCCAGUGAAGUGCUCCUAUUUUCAGAUAACUAUAAUGGAAAUGGAUAUAAUAGAAUCUGAAAAUCAAGAGUCAGACGAAGAGUUCGCCUUUGAAACUGACCACCUCGCCCUUCGUGGCAAUAAAGAUUACUGUGAAAUGUUAAAGUACAUUGUAAAGUUAGAGGCACAAAAAGUUCAGGCACUAAAAGACAUAGAGGAUUUAUCUCUAGCACAAAAUGAAGCUUUGAGUAAUCCUCUUAAUUUCAUUGAACAGCUAAAAGCUGGCAAACAGAAUUUUCCUCCAAGACAAACUAUUUCAGAAUUGCCAAACAUUAAUUGGAGCAGUUAUGGGAUUGACGCAGCACUUGAUGGUGACGACAUAAGAGAAUCAAAACCACAUGUUGAUGAUUUAGACUCUGGUACAAAGGUUAGGGGCAGAAAGUUCACAGACAAUAAACCAGAGACAUUUAACCAGCUAUGGUCAUGCGAGGAGCAGAAAAGGUUAGAAGAGUUGCUUGAAGUAUAUCCUGAAGAGCCUAUUGAGGCUCAACGUUAUAAAAAAAUAGCUAAAGCCUUGGGGACUAGAACUCCUAUUCAGGUUAUAAGUAGAAUCCAGAAAUACUUUACUAAACUAGCCAAGGCCGGCUUACCAAUACCCGGACGGAUACCAAAAGGCAUCGGUAGAGAUAAAAAGAAAUCAAUGUUUUACAAAAAAUCUACAUUCUUCCCGCAACUCCAUGUUCCAGUUACUAUGGAGGAUCCUUAUGACACUGGUGAAGCACAUGAUAGCAUCUCUUCAUUUGAUACCAAAAGUAGUAACAAAUAUCUGGUAGAGUUGCUAAAAUCUGCCAAAGAACAAAGGUUAAUUGAUGAAACAGCCCCGGUGUAUCAGACUAAGACAAUGUGUGUUGGUUGUCAAAAAAGUGGAUUCUUAGGUGCUCGGUGGACUGAUAAUGCGGGCACUGAUUAUUGCACUGACUGUGUUGUCAAAUUACUACCUACUGAACGAUUAAUACCUGUGCGACAACCAAUAUACUCGUAA